UUGGCUGCAUGUAUCCAUCUAUGGCUGAAUUCAGACUUGCUAUGAGACAGUAUGCCAUAGAAAAAGAGUUUGAGUUAGGCAUUGAGGCUAGUACCCCGAAGAAAUACAGAGGAUUUUGUCGAGGUGGUGAUUGUCCUUGGAGCAUACAUGCAAGAAUUGAGAGGGAUGGGUCACCUACCAUAAUUGUGACUGUGAUGAAUGAUCAUCACACUUGCACUUCUAGUGGCCGGAGGAGGACAAGCACACCAACCAGUGCUUGGGUUGCUGCUAAAGCUUUACCUAUCCUUGCGAAGAAACCACACACAGGUGCAAAGGAUUUACAAACUUUCCUUCAAGAUACGUACAAGUGCACCAUUUCUUAUGAUACAGUUUGGUAUGGAAAAGAGAAAGCCUUGAAGGAGUUGUUUGGGACUUGGGAAGAGAGUUUCCAACUUCUAUUCUCUUGGAAGGAGGCUGUAUUGCAGAGGUCACCUGAUAGUGUCAUUGAAAUUGAUGUACGUGUUGAGGAUGGCAGAGUUUAUUUUAGUAGGUUCUUCUGUGCACUUGGCCCUUGUAUCAGUGGUUUCUUACAUGGAUGCAGACCUUACUUGAGUGUUGAUUCGACAGCUUUGAAUGGUAGAUGGAAUGGUCACCUACCAUCUGCAACAGCCGUCGACGGCCACAACUGGAUGUUCCCUGUUGCAUAUGGAUUCUUUGAGUCCGAAACAGAGGACAACUGGCAUUGGUUCCUUCUACAGUUACGCAAGGCCAUCGGGGAUUUACCUAACCUAGCAUUGUGUUCUGAUGCUUGCAAAGGGCUAACAAAUGCAAUGAAGGAUGUUUUUCCAGAAGCUGAGAAAAGAGAGUGUUUUCGGCACCUAAUGAACAAUUAUGUCAAGCAAUAUGCUGGAUCAGAAUACAUGUACCCUGCUGCCAGGGCGUACAAGGCAGAAGUAUAUGACAUGUACAUUGCAAAUGUCAGAAGCAAUCCUGAUAUUGCUGCUUGGUUAGAUAGGUUCCAUUCCUUGUUGUGGUACCGAAGUGCAUUCAACCCUACUAUCAAAUGCGACUAUGUAACAAAUAACAUUGCUGAGGUGUUCAAUAACUGGAUAAAGGACUACAAGGACCUCCCUGUUUGUGACCUGGCUGACAAAAUUAGGAUAAUGAUCAUGCAACUAUUAUACAAGAGGAGGCGGAUAGGAAGGAGGUUGGAGGGAAAGAUUUUACCUUCUAUCAUAGCACAACUCAAUGCAAGAACUAGAGGACUUGGACACUUGGAGGUCAUAAAAGGCGAUGACUAUGUUGCAUAGGUGAGAGACAAUGGUGAUUGUUUUUCUAGAUAUGUGGUGAAGGCUCAUCUUAGAGAAUGUUCAUGUAAGGAAUGGCAACAUACAGGGAAGCCCUGCCACCAUGCAUUAUGUCU
Molecule: messenger RNA, 1402 nt
Organism: Zea mays
Lineage: Eukaryota; Viridiplantae; Streptophyta; Magnoliopsida; Poales; Poaceae
Exons: 2
Coding region: 9-1289 (426 amino acids)
Biological process (GO): DNA transposition
Molecular function (GO): transposase activity; DNA binding
Source: RefSeq, a predicted model, not a curated record